AUGAAGAAAGGUGGACAAGCGGCAGCAGCAAGUGCUAAUCCUAAAACCGGUGGUAGUGGUAAACCUAGUGAACAACGUUAUUUUCGUAUUCCAUUUGUUCGUCCUAAUGAACAAAAUCGUGAUAAUAGUGGUGAACAUAAAAAGAAAGGCUGGUGGUAUGCUCAUUUCGACGAUAAAUGGAUUGCUCGUCAAAUGGAAAUUCAUCCGGAUAAAAAACCAGUCUUACUUGUUGCAGGUAUUGACGAUAUGAAUAUGUGUGAAUUAAGUUUAGAUGAAACAGGUUUAACGUUAAAAAAAGGUGCUGAAAUACUUGAAAAUGAUUUUGAACAAGAAUGGAAUAAACAUGGUGGUCGAGCAUAUUUGAAGAAAAAUAAAGGACAAAUAAGUUCAAAAUAUGUUAUUCAAUUACUUCAAAAACAUCAUUAA
This is a messenger RNA of Rotaria sp. Silwood2, 426 nucleotides long. The record is from the annotation of a GenBank genome assembly. NCBI's taxonomy places the organism in Eukaryota, Metazoa, Rotifera, Eurotatoria, Philodinida, Philodinidae.